ACUAAGAACUCAAAAUCAGGAACAUUUUGUUGAAAGAACACCCGAAGCAGAUCCGAGAGAGAAAAACAGUUUGUCCGCUUAUACGCCUCUAGAGGAAUAUGAAUCAAGUAUUGUUCACAGUUUUCCUGGCUUCGAUGGCUUGCUGUGCGUCCAGUUUGCCUACAUUUUGCAAGAAUCAAAGUGACCAUGUCGCUACCUGCCUGAAAGACGCCGGCUUGGAGAAAUUCUAUAAUUUCACUAGUGCAGGAAUAAUACCCAAAACCAAGGACCUACGUUUCUUCUGUGACAAAAAGAAAAUCUACGCAACAGGGGUAGACUGCAUGCAGAAAACUGUGAAUACGUGUAGUCCAAAUAUUCCUAUCAUCUUUUCGGGCUAUGACUACGGUUUGAGGAUAAUCACCGGUAUCUGCAACGACCCCAAAGUGAAUGUGCACUGCUACCUGUAUGUCAACACCAAAAAUGGGGAAAUGCGCAGCUGCAUCUCUCGGAGUAUUGUUGAUUAUUCGGGUACGGAGAGAGCGGAUUGUGCAAUCGUGACUGAGUCUCGUAGAUGCGUUGAAGAAGUGAUUAGGCCUUGCGAUGAGCACACUGCACAUUUUGCUGGACGGAUGAUAGACCCGGAAGUCGAACGAUUCUGUCGUCAUUAAUUUUUUCCUAGAACUGGUCACCUGUUUACUGUCGAGACAAGACCUUGCGAGAUGACGCAAGUUACAAACCUCGACGCUCAAGAUUAAUUACCAGAUUCGAUUUGUGUGACUUUUUUCUGCCAGGGGGAGGGGGGGGGGGGUCAAAUUCAAUAUCUGUUGCACAUGUUGUGAUGAUGUACACGUUCUGGUUUGUAGUGAUUUCCAACAGCUGUAUUGGCCAUUUUUAAAAGUUAAACGCAUUAUUCUUAAUAUUAUUUUGAGAAAAAAAGUAAGCGGGCUUUUCUAAUUAUUCUGGAAACGAAGGGUGUUCUGUCGUAACCAUUUAUUCCUCAGUUCUGUAUCGAUUAUAUAUUAUUAUUGCUUCGUGUGAGCCAAUAAACUGCAUUGAACGAAG
Messenger RNA from Aplysia californica (California sea hare), 1041 nucleotides. RefSeq lists its product as uncharacterized. Lineage: Eukaryota; Metazoa; Mollusca; Gastropoda; Aplysiida; Aplysiidae. The transcript has 5 exons. The record is from RefSeq and is a predicted model, not a curated record. The coding region runs from base 99 to 647 and encodes 182 amino acids.